This is a messenger RNA of Chelmon rostratus (copperband butterflyfish), 414 nucleotides long. RefSeq names its product cholecystokinin b (gene cckb). The record is from RefSeq and is a predicted model, not a curated record. The transcript has 3 exons. Bases 1 to 414 code for a protein of 137 amino acids. Gene Ontology annotation, cellular component: axon; extracellular region. Gene Ontology annotation, biological process: digestion. Gene Ontology annotation, molecular function: neuropeptide hormone activity. Lineage: Eukaryota; Metazoa; Chordata; Actinopteri; Chaetodontiformes; Chaetodontidae.
AUGACUGCAGGGCUGUGUGUGUGUGUCGUGCUGGCAGUCCUGUGUACAAGCUGUUUGGGGCUCCCUUUCUCCUCCCAGCUCCUUGACGAGGGCCAGCGCUCAAUCUCUGCUCCUUCUGAAGCUCUCCUUGAGGCUGACACCCACACCUUGGGAGAGGCCCACCUCCAGCACAGCCGCUCCGUCCCCCAGCUGAAAGCUCUUCCUCUGGCUGAGGGGGAUGCGGACUCCCGAGCCAACCUCAGCGAGCUGCUGGCGAGGCUCAUCUCCUCCAGGAAAGGCUCUGUGCGCAGAAACUCCACGGCGAACAGCAGAGGCAGCGGGCUGAGUGCCAACCACCGGAUAGCAGACAGGGACUACAUGGGGUGGAUGGAUUUUGGCCGCCGCAGCGCAGAGGAGUACGAGUACUCCUCGUAG